AGCGGGAAGCAGCUUGCUUUCUCAUUGGCUGAGGGGUCCCGCAGGCCGUUGGAGCGAGAAAAGCUGGGGAACUCGAGGCUGUGGUGGGCACCGGGUUUUUGUCAGACUUGAAGCGAGAAUAGGCACGUUAGUGGAUGACGAGGAACCCGGGUGUUGGCGGAGGACUGUGGAGUGAAGCUAAAAUGGCCGGUUUAUGGAUCCAGUGAACUGUCGCUGUGUGCCAAAAGGCUUCUGAAUAUGGACCGGCUUUUGAGGCCGAGACUGGGUUCGGUCAGUGACUUCCAGUUUGGAGCGGUUGCCACGGAGACCAUCGAAGACACUCUGCUUCACUUGGCGCAGCAGAACGAACAAGCCGUGCAGGAGGCUGCGGGACGCACGGGCAGCUUCAGGGAGACCCGCAUCGUGGAAUUUGUUUUUCUCCUGUCUGAACAGUGGUGUCUGGAGAAAUCUGUCAGCUACCAGGCUGUAGAAAUCCUAGAAAGAUUUAUGGUUAAGCAGGCAGAGGACAUCUGCAUGAAAGCCCCAAUCCAGCUGAGAGCUAAUGAGAAAACAGAGUCUUGGAAUUGGAAGGCUCUGAAAGAGCAACUUUUCAACAAGUUUAUCCUCCGUCUGGUGUCAUGUGUUCAGCUGGCGAGCAAACUUUCCUUCCACUACAAAAUAAUAAGCAACAUUACAGUCUUGAAUUUCCUCCAGGCUCUAGGUUAUCUGUACACUAAAGAAGAACUGCUAGAAUCAGAGCUUGAUGUUUUAAAGUCCUUGAACUUUCAGAUAAAUCUGCCUACACCUCUGGCAUAUGUGGAGAUGCUCCUUGAAGUUUUAGGAUACAAUGGCUGUUUGGUUCCAGCAACGCAACUACAUGCAACCUGCCUGACCCUGCUUGACCUGGUCUAUCUUCUGCAUGAACCCAUAUAUGAAAGCCUGCUGAGGGCUUCUAUUGAGAACUCCACACCCAGUCAGCUUCAAGGAGAAAAGUUUAUCUCAGUGAAAGAAGACUUUAUGCUGUUGGCAGUUGGAAUCAUCGCAGCAAGUGCUUUCAUCCAAAACCAUGAGUGUUGGAGCCAGGUUGUGGGGCAUUUGCAGAGCAUCACUGGCAUUGCUGUGGAGAGCAUUGCUGAGUUCUCUUAUGCAAUCCUGACUCACAGUGUGGGGGCCAACACUCCAGGACGACAGCAACCUGCUCCUCCCCACUUGGCAGACAGAGCUCGCAGGGGUGCUGCUUCCUCAACAUGAGGCAGACUGAGCCCCCCAAAUAUAAACACCUAUCACUAUACUCUUCCCUCUAUUUGUUUACUUUCAUAUUCAAGGUACAAAACUUCUAAGUCUCCUUUGAACUGUACUUUGUAUUCUAAUUCCAUGCAUAUUUUUCUGAAUCAGCUAAAGUGGACAAGUUUGCCUUUUUUUUUGGUCCUAUCAGACUAAAAAUGUCAAAGAACUAAGAGGAACAGGUUAGUGAAGUUGUUUUUUAACAAGUAGUUCAUGGCUUUUCUUUUAACCUCAUUUCAUGAACAGGGAUCAUCAGACAUGGAGAUAAGUAUUAACCUGGAUCUUAAAAAUAGACUAUUUGGUUGUUGACUAUUGUUGAAAUUGCCUUUAUUUCCCUUUAAUUUCCUCUCUGUCAUGUUACUGAGAUCUAUACAAAUGGCUUCCUCUACAGUCAUCUUCACUAGGUUUUUGUUUUUUGGUGAUACUGGGGUUUGAACUCGAUGCCUUGUGUUUACCUAGUAAGUGCUUUACCCAUUAAAAGCCACACCUCCAGUACAGAUUGCUUUGUAACUAAAAUGUCUCUAUGCAUGUUUCAACAGAACUUCCAUAUACUUU
Dipodomys spectabilis (banner-tailed kangaroo rat) is the source of this 1818-nucleotide messenger RNA. RefSeq names its product cyclin N-terminal domain containing 1 (gene Cntd1). Gene Ontology annotation, cellular component: site of double-strand break. The record is from RefSeq and is a predicted model, not a curated record. The transcript is spliced from 7 exons. Lineage: Eukaryota; Metazoa; Chordata; Mammalia; Rodentia; Heteromyidae. Gene Ontology annotation, biological process: reciprocal meiotic recombination. Bases 238 to 1230 code for a protein of 330 amino acids.